AUGUUUAAAGAAGUAUUUAAACAAUUAAAAUCAAAGAAAAAUCCACCAAAUUUGUGUGGAUUUGGAUUAAAACCUCCAGAAACAUGGAAUGUUUAUGAAAUUAUUGAAAAACCAGGUUUAAUAUUUGUGAAAAAUCCAUUUACAAGUUUAGGACAACGUUAUUGGAUUUGUAGAUGUAUGACGGAUUAUACAAAGAAACCACAAAAAUCAAAUUUGGAUUCUAUAAUUGAAAAUGAUGAUGAAUUCAAUAACAUAUUCGAAUCCGAUUUAUUACAAAAAUUACGUUGGAUUACCUUGGGAUAUCAUCAUAAUUGGGAUACAAAAAUUUACGAUGAUAAAAAUAAAGAUGUAUUUCCAAGCGAUUUAAGUGAAAUGUGUGAAUAUGUAGCAGAUAUGUUAAAUUUUGAUAAUUUUAAAUCAGAAGCAGCGAUUAUUAAUUAUUAUCAUAUGGAUUCUACAUUAUCAGGGCAUACGGAUCAUUCUGAACAUAAUUUAAAUGCACCAUUAUUUUCAUUUAGUUUUGGUCAAACAGCAGUAUUUAUGGUUGGUGGUUUAACAAAAGAUGAUGAACCGUUAGCGAUUUUUUUAAAUAGUGGUGAUAUUGUUAUUAUGACAAAUGAAACAAGAUUAUGUUAUCAUGCGGUACCAUGCAUCCUAAAAACAACAAAUGAAACAUGGAAUUGUAUUGACGAUGAAGAGGAAGCGGCGGCGAACAAAGAAGAGGCGAACGAAGAAGAAUUCGAUCAAAUUCAAAGAAAUUCAAAUAUCGAUUUAAUAAAUAAAUGUAAAAAUGCAACAUUUUUUAAACCAUUUCAUAAAUAUUUACAAACAUCACGAAUUAAUAUCAAUAUUCGACAAGUUUAUUAAUUGUUAAUUGUUGGUCUAGGGCCAGAUGUUGUAUUUGACAAUUAUUCCAGCAUGGCUGUUGACUGUUGUCGAGGUUGUGUUAAAGAAAUUUUUCUCUACUCAAAUUUUCGUAGGAUUUCGCUUUAACGAGACUCAAGAAAUUUUAUAUUGAACGGUUAAUUUAAAAUUAGUGGGAAAAAGACGAUAAUUGAAUGAAAAAUAUACCAAAAAAAACAUUUUGUCCGAUAGCUUCCGUCGGAAAU
Messenger RNA from Chrysoperla carnea, 1109 nucleotides. RefSeq names its product nucleic acid dioxygenase ALKBH1 (gene AlkB). Gene Ontology annotation, cellular component: nucleus; cytoplasm. Gene Ontology annotation, molecular function: ferrous iron binding; broad specificity oxidative DNA demethylase activity; oxidative RNA demethylase activity. Lineage: Eukaryota; Metazoa; Arthropoda; Insecta; Neuroptera; Chrysopidae. The coding region runs from base 1 to 867 and encodes 288 amino acids. Gene Ontology annotation, biological process: oxidative RNA demethylation. The record is from RefSeq and is a predicted model, not a curated record. The transcript is spliced from 5 exons.